CUUCAAAUGAGGGUUUAUUGCUCUGUCGCAAAGGGUUGGAGAUGAGUUUGACUGGGUAGAUCAUACUUGAUGUUUGCUAUUAACCAUUCUCGUGCUAUCCCAGCUGCUACUUGCCACCAUCCCCAUCGAGAAGACCAGACCUUACCGCCCCCCUUUCACCUUCUACUUUCCCAAGGUUCCUACGAGCACGAUAGUAACAAAAGGUCAGGACAGAAGGCGAAUGAUGAUUUUGGGCUUUAUACAACCAAGGCUUGUGCAACAUGAAUUCAUAGACCUGGUGCGCCUGUGUGGAUGAGCGGAGACGAUGUAGGCAAGAAAAGCGAGCGACGUGUGUUGCACAUCAGCCAUGAAUAAAGAAAAUGUGUACGACCGUCUGGUCCUCUGAAUCACGAGCAUGGAACUAAAUUGAAUGUCAUACGGCCAUAACCCCCAA
This is a messenger RNA of Zychaea mexicana, 433 nucleotides long. RefSeq lists its product as uncharacterized. The record is from RefSeq and is a predicted model, not a curated record. Bases 70 to 264 code for a protein of 64 amino acids. The transcript has a single exon. Lineage: Eukaryota; Fungi; Mucoromycota; Mucoromycetes; Mucorales; Lichtheimiaceae.